AUGUCCACAGAUCUAGUGAUAAAGUGUACCGAACAGCAACAUAAAGCCAUCCUGAGCGAAUUCGAGCCAGACACGGUUCUGGGGAUCAGCGCAGGUCCAGGGUCGGGGAAAACACGAACCAUAGCGAGUCGAAUCGCAUACAUCUUGAGCGAACAGUCGCCGCACGAUAUUCGGCCCAACGAGAUCGCCGUGCUCAGUCUGACCAACCGGUCCGUCAACGAUAUCCGGUCGCGACUCCAACUCGUGCUGGGCCCAAUGGCCCUACAAAUCCCCGUCAUGACCUUCCACUCGUUUGCUGGUAAAGUCGUGGGCUCGACGUGUCUGGACUACCAGGUGCUUGACGACGACGACCUCAAACGACUCGCCAAGCUGGUGUUCCCUGAACGCAAGUCGCUGUCCACUUUGGAGCUGCGCACCUUGCUGAAAGAUAUGCGUCGAUCGACCACUAAAGUCGAGACACCCAGCAUCCUGGAGAUGUUUGGCGAGAAACAGAUUUAUACCCACGACGACCUGUUGGAAGAGUGUGUCAGGCUUAUAGAGGACCCGAUCAAGAUCCCCAAGUUCGCAGAGAGUUUCCGUGUGGUUAUCGUGGACGAGUUCCAGGAUAUCUACCCGGCAGUGAUGGAUAUGGUGCUUUCCAUGAGCAAAGGACGGCAUCUGACUCUUGCGGGCGACCCGAACCAGUCCAUCUACGGGUUUCUGGGAGCAUCUUACGAUACAAACUGGGAGAAACUGGUUAAAUACCGGCCAAGUCACAAAAUUGUCCGACUCAACAAGUCUUUCAGAUCGACUCCUGAGGUUUUGCAGUUUGCGUCCCAAAUUCUCGGGCCAAACAUGCCAGAACACACAAGUGUCAAGGAUUCGUGUCAGGUUCCAUCAUACAGACUGUCCUUUACGUCUCAGGCCCACGAACAUCAGUUCAUCCACGACGAGGUCUCCCGUUUGGUUGACCGUUCGAAUGGACUUAUCAAGCCGUCAGAUGUGGCCAUAUUAAGCUACACCAACAGGGAGAUCGACACGGCAAUCAACUACUUUGAAAAACGAAACACGUUUGGACAUUACCGGCUAAAUAACAGUCCACGGUGGAUCCAGAGCCCUGUUUCUUUUGUGAUGCAGUAUGUUCGCACACUGGUUGAUCCGUCCAACAACUUCUCGUUGCUAUGGUCGCUCUCAAACAUCCAGGGAGUUGGAGAGUCUACUCUUCGUAAACUAGCUCUUUUGGCGACCGCUAACGAGACCUCCGUUUACGACUAUCUUUUAGAGUCUGGAUACCCGAAACCAAAGAAGAUGGAGGAGUUGGCACAAUACGCAAAUCUUAUACGGGAAAGCCGAUUGAACCUGGACCAGAACGAUCCAGACGAUAUUGUUGUGACUCUGUUGGAGCUUGGAAAGAAAUUGGGGCUCGACAAAAUGCUCAACAUCAAAGGAUUGACAAACGACCAACUCUCUGCAUACAGAGCUCAUUUCCACACGAUUUACGAAACUCUUCAACGAGCCAUACCACUUGCAUCGUCUAACCAUACCGUGCUUUCCUACUUCAUGGAAAACUACAACAGCGACGCUCUAGUUUCCAGUAGCAACAUCAAAACUUCGAACGACAACGAGGUCAAUUUCUCCACUAUACACACGGCCAAGGGCCUCGAGUUCCCGAUAGUUUUCGUUCUAUCAGGGAACAACUCGUUCAAAAUGAACAAAAUCCAGCGUCGGAUUGUCUAUGUUGGCAUGACAAGGGCGUCUUCCUUACUUUAUUUCAACAAGUUGACCAACCAGUUUGUGGAAGGAAUUGACAAUUCGACAAAUCCGAAUUUCUCAACCAAACCACCAAAUUGGACGCCCAAUACGAUCACAAGACUUCUGGGAGACAUGAAGCGUAGACCGGCUCAAAGUGUUGGACAAGUUUCUUCUAAAAUAGCGCGUGCUAUUCUAUAG
This is a messenger RNA of Ogataea philodendri, 1929 nucleotides long. RefSeq lists its product as uncharacterized. Gene Ontology annotation, molecular function: ATP binding; hydrolase activity; DNA binding. Lineage: Eukaryota; Fungi; Ascomycota; Pichiomycetes; Pichiales; Pichiaceae. The transcript has a single exon. Gene Ontology annotation, cellular component: nucleus. The coding region runs from base 1 to 1929 and encodes 642 amino acids. The record is from RefSeq and is a predicted model, not a curated record. Gene Ontology annotation, biological process: recombinational repair.